AUGGCCCCUGAUGCGCUGGCGAAGCCCGCAGAUGCAAUCCCCGCCAAAUCAAAAUCGGACCUCGAAGACCCAGUGGAGGUCGCGCAUGUGGAGGAAACCCGCAUCAGCGAGGGAAACAGCGAUCUCAUUGAGGAGACAGGCACCAGCAGGGUCACCUGGCUGGUUUCGGCCACGGUUUCGCUGGGUGGCUUUCUCUUUGGCUACGACACAGGCGUGAUAUCGGCCGUGCUGACCUGUCUCAAGGACGAUCUGGGCCAUGAGCUGGACUCCUCUGAUAAGGAACUGGUCACCUCCAUCACCUCCGGGGGUGCGUUAGUCGGCGCAGUCGUCGCUGGCUUAUUUGCAGACCACUUUGGACGAAAACUCCCUCUGUACGCAGGAUGUCUCGUAUUCUCCAUCGGUGCUAUUGUCCAAGCCGUGUCGUAUGGCCUCGUGCAGAUGAUGAUUGGGCGAUUCACCGUAGGCCUUGGUGUCGGCAGCGCAGCCAUGGUCAUUCCGUUGUAUAUCAGUGAAUUAGCCCCGGCCAAAUACAGAGGUCGCAUGAUUGCCUUUGACAACAUGAGUGUUACUCUUGGCCAGUUGGUUUCCUAUGGCCUCGGUGCCGGUUUCACCUACAUUCCCCAUGGCUGGAGAUACAUGGUCGGUCUGGGAGCUCUGCCGGCCAUCUUGCUCACUGGUCUGCUCCCGAUGUGCCCAGAGUCGCCACGGCAGUUACUCGUGCAUGGAAGAUCCGAGCAGGCGCUGGGUAUCCUCCGACGGACGUAUCCGAAUGCCACAGAGCAGCAGCUGACUGGGAAGCUGGACCUCAUCCGCCAAUCCGUCAUCGACAUGCAGUUAAGGAUGGGCGAGAAGAGCGUACGGCGCCGCUUUCUGCAGCUCUUCACUGAAGGAUCAACGCGCCGCGCUCUCAUCUGCGCGUGCGUCGUCAUGGCAGUCUCUCAGCUGUCUGGUUUUAACACUCUCAUGUAUUACUCGAGCACCUUGUUCGGUCUGGUGGGCUUUAACCAGCCGACAGUCGUCUCGAUCGUCGUGGGCGCGACCAAUUUCCUUUUCACCCUGUUCAAUAUGUUCAUCAUUGACCGUGUUGGCCGACGGCCCAUCUUACUCUGGACCACUAGCGGCAUGGUACCGACUCUGGUCCUCGUUGCCGUCGCAUUCCAUUGGAUUCCCAUCGAUGAAGACCUCAAUUUGACAGCCUCGGGUGUUAACUGGGCAGGGAUAGCGGUCCUUGUCGCCAUAAUUGUCUUCAUUGCCUUCUAUGCUAGCGGCGUAGCGACCAUCGGCUGGGUUGGCACCGAGCUACUCCCUCUGCAAGUGCGUGCCCUAGGCACCAUGCUCAACACCGUGACAUGCUGGGGCUGCAAUAUCAUUAUUGCCUCUACGUUCCUUACCAUGAUGAAGUCCAUGACACCAAGCGGUGCUUUUGGGUUUUAUGCGGGCAUCUGCGCCCUGGGCUGGUCCUUCGUAGUCUUCUGCUACCCGGAAGUGAAAAACAUGCCACUAGAGUCGGUACAGGACAUCUUUGCACAUGGAUUUGGCGUGAGAUAUGCUGCGAACCUGCCAAAGGAGUUCCGGGCACCGCGGAGGCAAGUGGCGGGCUAUGUGUAA
Messenger RNA from Monascus purpureus, 1608 nucleotides. The record is from the annotation of a GenBank genome assembly. NCBI's taxonomy places the organism in Eukaryota, Fungi, Ascomycota, Eurotiomycetes, Eurotiales, Aspergillaceae.